Messenger RNA from Paralichthys olivaceus (Japanese flounder), 1182 nucleotides. It is a transcript of the gene tyw5, whose product is annotated as tRNA-yW synthesizing protein 5. Gene Ontology annotation, molecular function: 2-oxoglutarate-dependent dioxygenase activity; tRNA binding. The record is from RefSeq and is a predicted model, not a curated record. Lineage: Eukaryota; Metazoa; Chordata; Actinopteri; Pleuronectiformes; Paralichthyidae. Gene Ontology annotation, biological process: wybutosine biosynthetic process.
GGAAGUCGUGUUCACCUCGGGGGAGUUGGACAUGGAGCACCAGGAGAGGACACCCGUGCCCAUAUUUACACAAGUGGACAGGGACGUUUUUCUGCGAGACAUCUGUCCAGAGCGCAGACCUGCCGUGCUCAGAGGUGUGUAUCUUGGGCCAUGCCUGGAGAAGUGGACUGUUGAAUAUCUCAGACUGAGAGGAGGAGACAAGGAAGUGAAGAUUCAUGUAUCCACAGUACCACAGAUGGACUUCCUUCACAAGAACUUUGUGUACAAGACUCUACCGUUCAAUGAGUUUGUGAAAAGGGCAUCUGAGAAAAAACACUCAUCCUUUUUCCUGUGUGAGGAUGAGAGCUAUUAUCUACGAUCACUGGGAGAGGACGUCCGAAAGGAACCUGCUGACCUGAACAAACAGUUCCCGCACUUGGCAGAGGACUUUUCUAUCCCACAGUUCUUUGAACCUGAGCAGUUCUUCUCCAGUGUUUUCCGUAUCAGCUCCUGUGGUCUGCAAUUGUGGACACACUACGAUGUGAUGGACAACCUGCUGGCUCAGGUGACAGGGAUGAAGAGAGUGGUCCUCUACAGCCCCCAGGAUGCAUUGCACCUUUACCUGUCAGGUGAUAAAUCUGAGGUUCUGGACAUCGAUUCCCCAGAUCUGAAACGAUUUCCUGACUUUGUAAAGGCAAAGCGGUACGAGUGUGUGCUUGAGCCUGGAGAUCUGCUCUUUAUCCCUGCCCUGUGGUUCCAUAACACCAGUGCACUGCAGUUUGGUGUGGGUGUGAACGUGUUCUGGCGCCAUCUACCUGCUGACUGUUAUGACAGAAAGGACCCUUACGGUAAUAAAGACCCAUUGGCCGCAACUCGAGCCCUUCAGGCACUGGAGAGGGCACUACACACUCUGGAGGAACUUCCAUCAGAUUAUCGGGACUUUUACGGGCGCAGAAUGAUUCAGCGCAUUAAAACACGAACUUACUGUGACAGUCUAUCGGCCACACAGACAAAGGAGGACUCUGACAGUACAUUACCCAGCAGGCAAUUCACCAAACCUGGAUGAGUGUGUAGUAUAUUACCUAUGGAGCCUUUGUCCUCUUCAUGUGUUCAUUUGACUUUUUGUUCUAAUGUUAAUCUUGAGGAAUGUAUGGAACUUUCAUUUCAGGUCUAUCAAAAAUAAAACUGCGUUAUAUCUCUUCA